AUGCGACCCCGCCUCCCUCCCACAUUACCAACGACAUCACCGCAAGCCGAUACAGACAGUUACACAGAGUGUUAUUGUCUGUAUCAGCGAUCUGCCUUUAUAUGUAGUAUCUUGCUUUUUAGUAGCUGUCCACAGCCUCCGUGCUGCAGACACCUCAUUCCAGGGCCUCUGUGGUGCUCCGAUGCCCCUCACCCACUGUCGAAGAUCCCCGGUGGGCGAGGGGACAGCAGGGAUCCUGCACUCCCAGCUGUGAUUUAUAAGGACGAGAAGCUCACGGUUUCUCAGGAUCUCCAGGUGAAUGAUGGGAAGCCCUACCUCGUCUACUUCCAGUACAAGGUCACUGAGAUGAAAGAAUCUUCAUGGAAGGCUACGCUAUCAAACAAGAGCCUUUUUGUGGAAAUUCCUGAAGGUGCCUUGGCAGAUGGAAGCAAAGAAGGGUUGCUGGCUUUGCUGGAAUUUGCAGAGGAGAACAUGAAAGUGAGCUAUGUCUUUAUCUGCUUCAGGAAGAGUCGAGAGGACAGAGGUCCACUCCUGAAGACGUUCAGUUACCUGGGCUUCGAGGUUGUACGCCCUGGGCACCCAUGUGUUCCGGCCCGCCCUGAAGUCAUGUUCAUGGUGUAUGCACUAGAUCAGUGCUCCUCCGAUGAGGAUUGACCCAUAGCAGAAAAGGGGAUCCUGAAGCUCAAUUUUGUGUGUGUGUAUGUGUGUAAGAGUAGUGGGUGGGAAUUUCUAGCACUUUUUUUGUUUCUGGGGUUGGGAGGACAAGCGCGCAUGAUCAUGCCAUGGACUGAUCUUUUUUGGCCUUUCUUUCAGUGUUAUGAAUAAGAUGUAUGUUAUUUUGACUUUCUCUGCUAUUUUGUUCCGGCGCAUUGACUACAAGCACCUUUCAGUCUGUGAUCACAAGUGUAUUAAGAAUGUAGUCUAUGAAGCUGCAUAUGAGAAAAUAGUUCUUUUAAAUGCCACAUGUGUGCUUUUGUUGUUACAGUUCAGGUGUAAAUUUGGGGAAUCUGCUUUACCCCUUUACUUGAAUCAACAAUCUCAAUGUGUCUGUUUCCAAGUUACAUACAAAGAGCUGUAUGAAGAAUUUAAGGGAAACUCUUCCAUAGAAAAUAAUAAGGGGUUAUUCCCCUCUAGGACCAAAGGAUACUAUAAAGCACCUGUUAAAGGAAAUAAAAUCUGAGUUAUUCAUUUUUACCUAAAA
Messenger RNA from Bombina bombina (fire-bellied toad), 1201 nucleotides. It is a transcript of the gene OAZ2, whose product is annotated as ornithine decarboxylase antizyme 2. Gene Ontology annotation, molecular function: ornithine decarboxylase inhibitor activity. Lineage: Eukaryota; Metazoa; Chordata; Amphibia; Anura; Bombinatoridae. The record is from RefSeq and is a predicted model, not a curated record. Gene Ontology annotation, cellular component: nucleus; cytoplasm. Gene Ontology annotation, biological process: positive regulation of protein catabolic process.